This is a messenger RNA of Erythranthe guttata (spotted monkey flower), 1105 nucleotides long. Its product is annotated as putative aquaporin PIP2-1. Gene Ontology annotation, cellular component: membrane. NCBI's taxonomy places the organism in Eukaryota, Viridiplantae, Streptophyta, Magnoliopsida, Lamiales, Phrymaceae. Gene Ontology annotation, molecular function: channel activity. The record is from RefSeq and is a predicted model, not a curated record. Gene Ontology annotation, biological process: transmembrane transport.
CCCCUUCUUUGCUUCUAUACUCUCUCACUACAACUACACUCUCUCUCUCUCUAACUUUUUUCUCUCUCUAAGCGGCGGGAUGGCGAAGGACGUGGCGGAGCAAGGCUCUUUCGGCGCGAAGGACUACCACGAUCCGCCGCCGGCGCCGCUGAUCGACGCGGAGGAGCUGACGAAGUGGUCCUUCUACAGGGCUGUCAUAGCUGAGUUCAUAGCUACUCUUCUCUUCCUGUACAUCACCGUCGCGACGGUGAUCGGGUACAAGAGCCAGGCGGCGGUGGACGAGUGCGGCGGCGUCGGAAUUCUCGGCAUUGCAUGGGCCUUCGGCGGCAUGAUCUUCGUUCUCGUCUACUGCACCGCUGGAAUUUCCGGGGGGCAUAUAAACCCGGCGGUGACAUUCGGGCUUUUCUUGGCCCGAAAAGUGUCGUUGGUGAGGGCGGUGAUGUACAUGGUGGCGCAGUGUUUGGGGGCGAUUUGUGGAGUUGGGCUUGUUAAGGCGUUCCAGAGUUCGCUAUACAAGAAGUACGGCGGCGGCGCUAAUGGGCUCUCCGCCGACUACAGCACCGGAGUUGGGCUCGCCGCCGAGAUCAUCGGAACUUUCGUUCUUGUCUACACCGUUUUCUCCGCCACUGACCCCAAAAGGAGCGCCAGAGAUUCUCACGUCCCUGUAUUGGCACCUCUACCCAUUGGAUUUGCAGUAUUCAUGGUUCAUUUGGCCACAAUUCCGAUCACCGGCACCGGAAUUAACCCAGCUAGGAGUCUUGGAGCUGCAGUUAUCUUGAAUAACGAUGCCGGGUGGAAUGACCAUUGGAUCUUUUGGGUAGGGCCCUUCAUUGGUGCAGCCAUUGCAGCAUUCUACCACCAGUUCAUAUUGAGGGCAGGAGCAGUUAAAGCACUUGGUUCAUUCAGGAGCAGCAACCAUGUUUAAUUAUUAUUAAUAUUUACUAAUUAUUCCUGUUAUUAUUAUAAUUUAAAUCCCUUUUUUUUUUCUUGUUUUUCUUUUUUCAUGCUUUGUUUUCGAGUAGAAGAAAAUGGAACAAGAGACGAGAUCCUUUUCGUGUUAAUUAUGAAUAAUCGUUUUUUAUUUUAAUCUUGUGUUUCUAGGUUU